Molecule: messenger RNA, 1463 nt
Organism: Pseudomyrmex gracilis
Lineage: Eukaryota; Metazoa; Arthropoda; Insecta; Hymenoptera; Formicidae
Exons: 3
Coding region: 338-1240 (300 amino acids)
Source: RefSeq, a predicted model, not a curated record
UACUCUGAAGUUGACGUAUGUCGAUCACCAAUUGAUAUGUCAUCACGUUAUAACGUCUCUCUUCGGUCUUUUCAAAAAAUUUCACGAAAUCCGCACCAAGUCUUUUUACAUACUCUCAUUAUGGAUCGAUAAAAACAUGUUCUAAUUUGUAUUAAAUAUUUCCAAAUUAUCAUGUGUUCACGUAUACACAACAAACACAAGCUAGAUGUAAUUCCUUAUCAUUUGAAAUGAAUGAUCAAAUAACCGAAUAAGCAUGCGUGAUGACAUUAGAAUUGCUCUGUAGAAGAGGUGUAAAAGCAGGAUUUGAGGUACCUAUCUUAAAGAAAAAUAUUCAAGCAUGACCGCGGAGGAAGAUGAAGAGAAUGUCGUCGAGAGAGAAGUCGCUAAAGGUGAACAGGAUGACGUAUUGGAAAGGCGUCCACAAUUGGAAAGAGAGAUUAAAAAGUUGAAGCCUCGACCGAAGUUGGUAGCGUCGAAAACUGCUAAACGCAACGCGCUGCAAGUGGUCGACGGACUUGCGUCGGUACGGAUCGAGGAAUUGGCGCGACCGACGAAACAGCGCGCGUUGAUGACGUUGCGGGAGAAAGCGACGACUUUGCCGCCGAUGUUCGUGGAUAAUCUAAUCAGGAUCGUCGAGGCCGCAACCUGCUUGACUCCCGAGGAAGCCGCGCGAGUUAUCCGGCGGAAGAAACGCAAAGCGAGAAAGGCGGCAACGCGGUUUCCGCACGUGGAAAAACGGGCGGAGGAGAUCGCGAAGGACACGACGUACGAAACUCCACUGGACAGGGACGCAACAAUGUGUCAGUAUUUGCUGGCAAAGCGUUUGGUCAGGUGCAUCUUGGAGUAUAAUUGUCUGACGGAUAGGAAGGACAUUCGGGAUAUCGCGGAAGUGAUACUGAAGCGCUUGACAUUGCCUGACGAACACAUAGACGCGCAAAACGGCGAUCGGACGACGCAGCAAUUGCGUCUUCUGGCCGACGUGGUGGCCUGUUGGAUAGCCGACGUACUCGUCGAAGUCGCCAAGACUCGCGAAGAGGCCUUGAAGAAGUAUUGCGAGAAAAGGCGGAUGAAGAGGACAGACGUAGAUGACGACGUGGACUCGAAACAAAUAGCACUUGAAAUAAAGCAAAAACUUCAGCAAGAUAAUGCGGAGGAAGAAAGUGAAAGACCGAUAGAAAAAGAAGAAGAUGAACAAUUCCGGGAAACGGAAGAAAUAGAAGUUCGUGCAGAGACAAUUUGAAGUUUUUAACGGAAAAACAGACUACUCCAUCUAACGGCAAUACGCGACAUUAAGGUAAAAGUAAAUACGUACAUGUCACCGGAGAUAGGACAAAACAAACAGCGAGAAGUAAUACCGACAUUUGUAUUAAACUAUAAAGAAAAAGAAGAAACAAAAUGUAUAAAAUAUAAGAGACAGAAAAUUGUCUUAGAACAAGAGCUGUAACAAUAAAAAAAAAAAAAAA